This is a messenger RNA of Nothobranchius furzeri (turquoise killifish), 6715 nucleotides long. RefSeq names its product protein NLRC3. NCBI's taxonomy places the organism in Eukaryota, Metazoa, Chordata, Actinopteri, Cyprinodontiformes, Nothobranchiidae. Gene Ontology annotation, molecular function: protein binding. The record is from RefSeq and is a predicted model, not a curated record. Gene Ontology annotation, biological process: intracellular signal transduction.
GUGUCCAGUUUAAAGCUCUGAUGUUCUGAUGGGAAUAUUUUACCUCCGCGAUGUGCGUUAACGAUUAAAAUGUCAGCUCAUCCAUGCGCAUCCGUGUGCGUCUGGGUAAUUCUUUCAAACCAAGCAACAUCCUUGAGUUCAUCUGUCAAAAUAAACAGUCAAAUGGAAAUAUCUGUAACCUGCCGUUUAACUGUUUUGCCUUCCUGUGAAGAUUGUUGCAAAGAGAAACAAUUAAACUUGAUUAACCCCAGAGCCACCCAGAGAACCAUGCAGUGCGCAUGCGGGAAGGUUCCUCCCACUGAAGCGAGUGUUUUCCAAACCCUGUCUCUCAGAGAGACUUGUCACUUAGAAAAUGUUCCCUGAUUAUGAAACUUUGGCUGAAUAGUGCUUGUUCCUGUCUCCAAUGUGGCGACACAUCCAGGAGCCGUCUGAGGAGAAGCCCAGAAUCUCACAUCCUCUUCAGCUCAUAAAGUGCCGAUAUGAUUACGCACAAGCGUGACCGGUCAACCACCGCAGACCGGGUUGGACCUGUUCAGGUUUACGCAGACAAUCUUUACAUUUAGAAUUGGCAUACAGGUGUAAAAUUAAUGCAGUAAAAUAUAAAGCAUUUUAUUUAAAUAUCCAUUCAUUAUUUUACAAGCACAGAGAGCCGCAUCAGAUGGAUGGAAGAGCCGCAUGCGGCUCCAGAGCCGCGGAUUGCCGACCCCUGUGCUAGCCUACUUUAUUGUCCCCAGCAAUUUUUAAACCCCACUCAAGUGUAUGGUUAUUGUCCCCAGCAAUUCUGAAAACAAACUGACGCCCUUGACUGAACUUAAAAUGGCGUUGGAACUGUUUUAUUAAUCUGGAUGUUUUUGAUUCUGGACGAAUCAAAGCUGACAGAUUAAAUAAACACCACAGAGACUCGCUACGCUUCAGACGGGGAAGAUUCUGAUUGGAUCAGCAACAGCAAUGUGUCAUGUGAUAAUUUACCUUAGUGUAUCAGCGUGUCUAGUGAUAGAAUAAGUCAUUUGCUUAUAAAAAACAUAUUUUCAUAAUAUUGUGAUUUCACAGCUGAAGACUUGCCUGUUCAGGCUUUUACGUGACCUUUGUCACCACUCUGUCCUUAUUCUGUUCUUUCUACCUAUUUCGCCUGUCUCGGGAUCCACUGAUAUUACUUUCUCAUUCAUUUUCUCUUUCUCUUUUCUCACAAUUUUCAAUCACAAUUUUUUUAAUUUUUCUCAUUUUUAGGACAUUUUUGAGUCUUUUUAUUUCUUAAACGUGUUCGUGUGAAGCGCCUUGUGAUUCCUAUCUUGAGAGGCGCUAAAUAAAAGAUAGUUUUCUUUCUUUAGAGUCAGGUGUUUUAAAAAAAUGUUGAAAGGUAUGCUACGUUACAGCAGACAGUCAGGAGGAUCUGACCUUUGUGCGAACUCCCUGACAGGUAACAAUUGUUAUCACACAGGAGGAAGGAGACACACAACCGAAGAGGUUUGGCUCAUUAAACUAACCAGUCAGACAAGACUGAGACACAGACAUGCUCAGACUCAUCUGAACCCCGAGGAUCCGUGUUUUUUUUUACUACUUUACAGUAUUUAAAACCUUUGAUCUGGAUUACACCUUGGCAGCCCGUGAUGAGGAAGAGAUCGGCUCCACCUGAGCCAGAUGGUGUGUCCAUGUGGUUGGGUCAGCUCAUAAGACCACCAGUUGGUUUCCGGGAUGAAGACCAGAUUGUUUAUAAACCCCAUUUGGAGGAUGAGAAACAAAAUCCACCAAUAUCUUUGACAAAUAAACGGGCCAAAUCCCUAAGUGUGCAUUUUAAUGUCUACAAUGAAGAAUCCAUCCACCAACAAAGGCCUGGUGAGCAGCAGCCAGGUGACCCCAGGCCCACCUGUGUGUCUUUGAGAACUGAAAGAUCUAAAAAUGAACCAAUUCAGUUUAAGGAUGGAAACCUCCCAGAAGAUGAAAUUGCUGAUCCCACGUCUGCUCAUCCAAACCAGACAGGUUCAGGUGAGCAGAUUCCCGGUGAUCAUGAAGAGUACAGUAAACAACUGGAUUCUGCCUUUAAGGAGUUGAAAGAGGAAGUUAACACCUUCACAGAAAAGGAACUUGAGAGACUGAGAAACAUCCUGAGUCUGGAGGAUUCAGGGAGGCUCCAAGAGGAUCAUGAAGAAACCAACGAAGAAAAAGAACAAAUGAACAUCAAAAGAGACUUUUUUCUGAAGUUCACAAUGACUUUCCUUAGUAAAUGGAAGCCAGAGUGGCUCUCUGACAUUCUGCAAAAAAAAACUCAUGUGAUGAUUUAUCAACUGAAAUUCAAAUCUCAUCUGAUGAAAAAGUGUAAAAGUGUGUGUGAGACUACCACAAAGGCAACAUUUGUGGAUCAGAUCUACACUGAGCUCUACGUCACAGAGCAUGGGAGACGAGAGGCCAAUGGGCAACAUGAGCUUCAACAGAUAGGAGCAGCAUCUUGGAUACCAGAAAGUUCAAAAAGCACAAUCAGCUGUGACGAUAUCUUUAAACGUAGAGAAGGGGAGCCAGGCUGGACACUAAUGACCAAAGGAGUUGCAGGAAUUGGGAAAACAGUUCUGACACAUAAGUACACCUUGGACUGGGUUGAAGAGAAAGCCAAUCACAACAUACAGUUUAUCUUCCCGUUUACUUUCCGUGAGCUCAAUUUGCUAAAAGGUAAAACCUACAGCUUAGUGGAACUCAUCCAUUACGUCUUCACUGAUAUCAAAGAAGCUGGAAUAUGCAGGUUUGAGGAGUUCCAGGUUGUGUUCAUCUUUGAUGGUCUGGAUGAGUGUCGCCCCCCUCUGGACUUCAAUGAGACUCAGAUCUUGACAGAUGUUACAGAGUCUGCUCCAGUGGAUGUGUUGAUCAUAAACCUCAUUAGAAGAAAGUUACUUCCAUCUGCUCACCUCUGGAUUACCACAAGACCAGCAGCAGCCAAUCAGAUCCCUCCCGAGUUUGUUGACAUGGUGACAGAGGUCAGAGGGUUUAAAGAUCCACAGAAGGAAGAAUACUUCAAGAAAAGGUUUACUGAUGAAGAACAUGCCGACAGAAUAGUCUCCCAUAUCGGGACAUCACGAAGCCUCCACAUCAUGUGCCACAUCCCUGUGUUCUGCUGCAUCACAGCUACAGUCCUGGACCAUGUCCUGAAGAACAGCGAGAACAAAGAGUUGCCGAAGACCCUUACUGAGCUGUACAUCCAUUUCCUGUUGGUUCAGGCAAAAAGAGACAAGGAGAAGUAUCUCACACACCUUCCAGCAGGUCCAAUAUGGAAUGAAGAGACCAAGAAGAUGUUUCGUUCUCUGGGAAAACUAGCAUUCAAGCAGCUAGAAAAAGGAAACCUGAUGUUCUAUGAAGAGGAUCUAAAAGAGUUUAACAUGAAUAUAAAUACAGCCUCAAUGUACUCUGGAAUGUUCACAGAGAUCUUCAAGGAAGAGUGUGGACUGAACCAGGAGAGGGUCUUUUCCUUUGUUCAUCUGAGCAUUCAAGAGUUUCUGGCUGCCCUUUAUGUGUUUUUGAAGUUCAAUAACACAGGAGUCAAUGUCCUGAAAGGAAGGAGUGUGUCGGUUCUGAGCGAAGCUAAAACUAAGCAGUUCUACCUGAGUGCAGUGGACAAAGCUUUAGAGAGUCCAAAUGGACACCUGGACAUGUUUGUUCACUUCCUGUUGGGCCUUUCGCUGAAAACAAAUCAAAGGCUCUUAAAGGGUUUGGUUUCGAAGACGAGACGUAAACCACAGGCUACAGAGACUCUUGUGCAGUAUGUAAAGAAAAAGGUCAAUAACUGUUCUUCGACUGAGAGAAGCAUCCGAAUGUUCCACUGGCUGAAUGAACUGAAUGAUCGUUCUCUAGAGGAGGAGAUCCAGCAGUCGCUCAGCGAAAGCGACUUUGCAAAGAAGCUCACUGCAUCUCAGUGGAGAGCUCUUGCCUUUAUUUUGCUGUCAUCUCAGAGACAAUUAGAGACUUUUGACUUGAAGAAAUUUUGUGCUUCAAAAGAGGCACUUAAGUGGCUGCAGCCCGUGGUUAAAGCAUCAAAAAUAUCUUUGCUGAGUGACUGUAACCUCUCGUGGAGAAGCUGUAUAUCUCUGGUGGACAUUUUAACCUGUGAGAACUCUCAUCUCAGAGAGUUGGACCUGAGCAACAAUGACCUGCGUGAUGCUGGUGUAAAGCUGCUUUCUCAGGGACUUAAGAAUCCAAUGUGCCGACUGGAGGUCCUCAGCUUGUCAGGCUGUCUGGUCACACAGGAAGGCUGUGAUUCUCUGGCAACAGCUCUGAGCUUCAACCCAUCCCAUCUGAGAGAGCUGGACCUGAGCUUCAACCAUCCAGGAGAAUCAGGACUGCACCGUCUUUUUGCUGGGCUGCAGGAACAAAAGUGGAAACUGAAAGCUCUUAAGUACAGUCAGAUAAAUAAUACUGUCAGUUUAUUUAAUGCAUGCGUUGAUGCUCUUGUUCAUUUCUUACUCUCCAUACACAGAACUGAUCAUUGUGGAAAGUCUAGACUGAGUCCAUCACCACAAAGAUUCUUUUGUGAGCUCACUUUGGAUCUACGUACAGCGAACGAAAACCUCCAAGUAUCCCAGAACCUGAAAUAUGCCAUCGUAAUGAAAGAGAAGCAGUCAUACCCUGAUCAACCAGAGAGGUUUGUAAAGUGGAAACAGCUGCUUUGCGGUGAUGGUUUCACUGGUCGCUGCUACUGGGAGGUCAAAUGGAAAGGAAGUGUUAGAAUAGGAGUGACGUACAAAACAAUCAAGAGGAAGGGGAAAGGUGAGGACAUCUGCAUUGGGAAGAAUGAUCACUCCUGGAGUCUCUUCUGCACCCAGCAGGGGUUCACUGCUUGGCAUAAAAACACAGCACUGGAUGUAGAAAUGCCACAAAACACUGAGUCUAACAGAAUAGCUGUGUAUCUGGACUGGUCUGCAGGAACGCUGUCCUUCUACUGUUUGCCCAAACUGGUUUCCUCAAUACAGAAGAUCCACCUCCACACUUUUCAGGCCACAUUCACCGAACCGCUGUACCCUGUGUUUGGGUUUGGACACUUCUAUAAAUUUAAGAAGGACUCUACACUGUUAUAUUCCUCAGUGUAUCUGACACAGGUUGACUGAGGACGUCUCCCCAUCUGCUUCGAAUUGUCCCCAGCAGGACUCAGAAAGUACAACUGAAUGUUUAAAUGGUCCUUCAAUAUUGUGUGGUUUGCAUUUUUCUAUCUGUACUUAUAAAUCAAUGAUGUUGUACAUUAUACUGUUGAUGCAAAGGUUUUCCUCAUUAACACCAGUUAAAAUAACACAUCACCAAAUGUCAGAGCUGAAACAAAGUGCUGCUAAUAUACAUUUUAAAAUUUUAACAUGCCUUUACCGUAACCAAGUCUAUCGCUUAUUUGCAUGACAGUUUAAUGUUUGAGUGAAAAUAUUUAUUUCUGUUUUGUCAGUCAUAGCAGAGGCAGUAAUUCAGGCAGUAAUUGACUGGUUCAGUCAAUAUUUAAAUAACAUUAGUUAAUUUUUGACAUGCAAAUCAUUCAUUAUUUUUUCCUUAUUAUAUAAUAAUUUUGUUAUUUACUGGGGUUUUAUCAUUUCCAUGCUGAAAAUAUUUACCUUCUUGGACUUCAGAAUUCCUAAAUUAUCCGACCUACAGAGGCAUUUCAAUUGGAUUCUGGUCAUUUUCUGCAACCGAAGAGAAACCUUAGAUUCUUCCUAGUGCUUUGCACAAUUCCUCAGGUUUGUCUGAAACUUUAACUCACUUAAAUGUUGGAAAAGUUGGUUAUUGGUUUUUCAUGUGUAGCGGAAAUCCACAUUUCAUAUUCUCAGAUUAACUUAUUUUCAUACAAAGUUUUCUUUCUCUCACUCUUAGCAGCAAAAAGGGAAAUUUGAAACUGGCUGUAGUCAUAUAAAUUCCAACAUUCCCUUUCCAGCACAUCUGGCCAACUCCUACCUUUUCCCAGAGACAUACAUUUUACCAAGUGACUUUUUUCCCUCCUUUACCAAUCGGAGAAGCAGGACGAUAUCAGAAACUGAUCUGUUCUAUGUCAACCUGCCAAGACCUGGCUCUCACCUAAGACUUGGGAGCUCGUAAAACUUCUCAGGGCGUGUUCUGGAAGGUUCCAGAAUUUAGUCUUUAUAAAAACCCUGGUAUUUCUGUUUAUCCAACAUCAAAAUGUGCUUCAGGUUGUUCACCAUUAAAAAUCAAGGUGUUCAAAGUAAAUGUUUAAACUCUUAUCAAUUACAAACCUAACUGCUUGUUAUGUGUUAUUUUCUUUUAUGUUAAACCUCUGCCGUUUUUGUUUCACCAGUUAAAAUUCAUGCUAGCAGCAAUACAGUCAAGCUUAAGACAUGCAUUUAGUUCUUUUCUAUUUAAAGUAAUACCUUUUGAGGCCUUAUAUGGAUAACUUUGGUAAAUUGUGAUUAUGGACCUUUCAUUGUUGAAAGUGUAGUUAUUUGAAAGAGCCAUAGUGCCAUCCAGUGGUUAAUGAGUGAAAUACAUGUGGGUGUGACUAAAGAAGGUUGUAAAGGCCAGGUUUCAACCUCGUGACGGCAGAGCAAAGAACAAAGGACACCUUAAGCACAAAUCCCUGCUAAGCUUUUCCAUCUUGCCUAACAACGUCGUCGCUUUCAAAGUUUUUUUAGUCAUUAGCUCUCAAAAUUUACGGUAAAACUCAACAGCACUCAGUUUGUUUUGUUAGACCUUCUACGUCAAACCGGAAGUCGGUUUGGUCCAGUAAAGUUUUCACAGUAAGAGUCAA